Molecule: messenger RNA, 1471 nt
Organism: Phaedon cochleariae (mustard beetle)
Lineage: Eukaryota; Metazoa; Arthropoda; Insecta; Coleoptera; Chrysomelidae
Source: the annotation of a GenBank genome assembly
AAGUUUAGAAAAAACAGAUAUCAGAGCUAUUGGUCUGUAAUUUGUUAUGUCCGAUGUCUUCCGCGAUUCGGCAUACAUUUUUCUCAGGUUGCGUCGUACCAUAGGAGACAAUGCCAAUACGCGUCCCGGACGUCGUCUCCGAAGCUCCUUCUUGGCGGCGUCGCAGGACUCGCGAAAGCUCGCAGGCGAAGGCGUCCGCGCAGGCGCCCUGGCUCCGCAAGCGACGGCAGAGAAGUCGCAGGUGAGCGGCGACCGUCUUGGAAAGCCGGCAGUCAUGGGGCUCACCUAAGUGUGUGCGAGCGGGCGAUUAUGCAUGUCGUGUUCUUCGUACCAGCAGUCUACCUUUUGCUCGUUACUACCCCCUUUGCGACGGCUUCCAGGGCCGCCGACUAUCUAGUCAUCGAUCCUAAUCAAACGUGUAAAAGAGCAAGAUGGUCACGUGGCAAAAUGGCAGACAUCUGCAAUAAGAAACCUGGUUUAUUGCACCAAAUAGCAAGAGGAAUUGCACUGGGCCAGAACGAGUGCCAGUAUCAGUUCAGAUUCAGGAGAUGGAACUGUACUACUGCUAAGAGGAGUAUCAAGAAAGUCAUGUUGAGAGAUACAAGAGAGACAGGUUUCGUCAACGCAAUCAUAGCAGCAGGUAUCACCUACCAAGUGACCAGAGCUUGUACCAAAGGCGAGCAAAUAGGUUGCUCGUGCUCCAAAAGAAAGAGGAAGAAGAACAACAAAAAGAAGUACCCCCAACUCCCUGAGGGCGAUUGGGAAUGGGACGGGUGCGGGGAGAACAUAGAGUUUGGUAUAAAAAAGUCCAAGGAUUUUCUCGACACACGUUACAAAAAGAGGAGUGAUAUGAAAACUUUAGUUAAAUUACACAAUUACGUCGCUGGUCGACUGGCCAUCAAGAACUACAUGCGCACAGUCUGCAAGUGCCACGGCCUCUCGGGCUCCUGCACCCUCAAAACCUGCACCCGCAAGAUGCCGUCCUUCCGCGAGGUGGGCAACCGCCUCAAGGAGCGCUUCGACGGCGCAGCCAAGGUCAUAGCGGGUAACGACGGCCGCAGUUUCGAGCCAGAGGGCGCCACCAUCAAGCGCCCCGGCCGUGUGGACCUGGUGUACUCGGAGGAGUCGCCGACAUUUUGUGAUCCCGACAACGCGCUGGGGUCGUUCGGUACGCGCGAUCGCACGUGCAACGACUCGUCGCAGGGAGAAGAAGGCUGUGGGAUACUGUGUUGCGGGAGGGGGUUCGUCCCGCGCCAGGAGGAAGUGCAAGUCAACUGCAAUUGUACUUUCAAGUAUUGCUGUGAGGUGCAGUGCGAUGUUUGUAACGUGACUAAGAAGAUUAAUAUGUGUAUGUGAUGUUGGAGAGGGUUGAUUGUGAUGACGGACUGUUGGACUAGUAGCGAAUCUAAGCAUUGGUGUUUAAGAUUCGGAUUGUAUUGGCUUUGAUAAAUGUGCUAUAUUAGGAUUUAGU